AUGACAAAUAUCGAUAUUAGUAUAGAAUUUGUUGAUAAUAUAAAGAAUAAUGAAAAUAUUAAUAAUGAAGAUGAUGAAGAAUAUGAUAUUGGUGUAAAGUUAUUUAAAACAUCAAAUAAACCUAUAAAGUGCACAAAAUUUUUACACGAUAUAAAGAAUGAAGAAAUAAUAAAAUCAGCAACAAAUAAUAGAUGUAAAUACUUGAAUAAUGAAUUAACCUAUACAGAUAAAAAAAGAAAAAGAUCAAAUUUUAUAACAAUACAAAUGGAGAAUGAAACUAGCAUUAACAAUUCAAUAAAACAAAUACUUGAAAAUGAAAAAAAAGAAACAUUAGAACAAUUAAAACAGUCAGUAGUAUCCUAUAAUGAUAUAAUUUCCACACAGUGGAAAUAUAGUGAUAAAAAAGGUCAAAUCAUUUAUCAAACACCAAAUACAGAAUUCAUUGACAAACCAUGUUCAACCAUUUCAACUGCUCAAUAUGAAUAUAUAGAUAUUCAUUUAUCAAAACCAUUAUUUGAUCAAAUUUAUCAGGUUGAAAAAGGUUUAUAUAUAAAAGAUGAAAAUGAAGACAAUGAUCAAGAUGAUCAAGAUAAUAAUAAUAAUAAUAAUAAUAAUAAUAAUAAUAAUAAUAAUAAUAAUAAUAAUAAUAAUAAUAAUAAUAAUAAUAAUAAUAAUAAUAAUAAUAAUAAUAAUAAUAAUAAUAAUAAUAAUAAUAAUAAAAAAGAGAAUGAAGAGAAUGAAGAAUCUGUGAUAAAUAAAAAAGAGAAUGAUAAAAAUGAAAAUGUAAAUAAUGAAAUUGAGAUUCAAAUUGAAAAAGAAGAAGAAAAAGAAAAAGAAGAAGAUAAUAGUGAAAAAGUUUAUUUAUUUCCUUAUUAUCCAAGUGGAAAAGUGUAUAAUAUAGUUGAUGAUAGUGAAGGUGAUUUUAAACCUUUUUCAAAAUUUAAUCACAAAUAUAAAUAUCAUAACACAAAUGUUACGCUUUAUAAUAUAUUUAAAGAAUCUCAUGAACCUGGUACAAAUAAUACAAUCAAAGAUAAAAACGCCAACAUUGAAACACUACCUCAAGAAAAUAAAGAAAUGUCAAAUAAAAAGAAAAAGAGGAAGAGAUUCUUUAAAAGAGGUUAA
Molecule: messenger RNA, 1125 nt
Organism: Dictyostelium discoideum AX4
Lineage: Eukaryota; Evosea; Eumycetozoa; Dictyosteliales; Dictyosteliaceae
Exons: 1
Coding region: 1-1125 (374 amino acids)
Source: RefSeq, a predicted model, not a curated record